Solenopsis invicta (red fire ant) is the source of this 1564-nucleotide messenger RNA. RefSeq lists its product as uncharacterized. The transcript is spliced from 2 exons. NCBI's taxonomy places the organism in Eukaryota, Metazoa, Arthropoda, Insecta, Hymenoptera, Formicidae. The coding region runs from base 707 to 1021 and encodes 104 amino acids. The record is from RefSeq and is a predicted model, not a curated record.
UUUAAAAUUAAUUAAGUUAUUAACUUUUUAUCUUUAUUAUUUAAUUUUUUAAAUAGUACUGAACCAUGAUAUUUCUAUGAUAUAGGAUGUAACUGUACAGGUUUGUACGUGAAAGAAUGAUGCGGAGGAAGAGAGGAAUGAGAAAAGGAGACGUCAACAUCGAAAGUUCGAGUCAUGGCCUUUUUGUAGUAAAAUUACAUAUUUGCUUAGAUGAUUGAAAUAGCAGCAUUAUUUAAAUGUUCACAUUACGUGUAGAAUUGUACAUUAUUAUAAAAGCCUAAGAACCGAUCUCACCAAUUAAUUUCAUUAACUUACUUGCCAAGUACAGAAUUUAAAACUGAUUAUCCCUAUUCUAAUUUUUUUAAUUAUUUUAAUUAAAAAAUUACUCAAUUAUUAAUUAAAAAGUACUGUAUUUUAAGUUUUGCAAUUGACAAUUCAUAAGUUUAAUCAACUAAUUUUCUAAAUUAAUAAAAAUUGGUAAAAUCGGCUCUAAAAGUAAUUAAUAAAAAGGGAACAGAUGAAUCGAGAUUCGUACGAACUCGAUUGGAACUCACCACUUUCAAUGGUGAGCAGCGAAUGACUUUUCUCAAUUGAAUUUAAGCUAUGUUUUAAAGUAGGAUCGAAGGAAACGGAUGUCGUUAUAAGAUCAGAGCAAAAUGUCACUUGUCGCUUGCCGAUUGUUUCUGCAGGAUCGUGGCAAAAAAGCAUGGAGAGAAGCAUUGGAAAGCACGGCGCUCUACAAAGUUUCCGGCCAGAACGCCAUCAGCCGUUAUCCACUUCCGCUUGGUCACUAGGAUUCCGUACAGAGUUGGUCAGAGAAACUCUCUGGUCGGUUCGAGUGAUAUCGGAACCUGUUACACGCCGACCGCGCAGAUGGUACCAACGUCACUCUGCGACCGGGUCGACCGCGGAUCAUGGGUCAACCGUUAGAAGGUCGCGCUGCGCCGCGAGCAAGUAUCCGCUGCAUUUAUAUUCUCUGAUGCAUUUAGGAAUAAGUGAUCAUCCAAAGAAGAAUUAUUGAAUCUCUCUUUCUCGGAGUUUAAAACUAGAAAUUUUCUGUUAUUGUCGCGCUGCUUUCUUCUCUUUCGUCUCUUUUUAUACCGCGCAUCUUUAAAGUUAUCCCUGAUGAAGAAAGGGUUAAUGAAAUUUUGAUUAAAUUUUGAUAAAUUUGAUGGUUCAUCAUAUUUGAUGAAAUUUCAAUGAAGAUCCAAUAAAAUUUUAUUUAUAUUUCGCUGAAAAGAUUAUCUUUUACGUUUAAUGAAAAACAUGUUAAUAAGGAUUCAAUAAAAAUAUAAAAUUUCAACAAAAACUUAUUAAUAUUAUUUAAUGUAAAAGGAAUUUUUAUUGAAAUUGGUAAUGAAUGUUUGACGAUUACAACAAAAAUCGCAGAUACCCUAUAUUGACAAGAUUUGCAUCAACGAGAUCUCAUUCAAAUUUCAAUACUCUGUCAUUAUUGUUUCAAUUCGUUGAUUUUUUAAAAAUAAAAUUUUGAUAAAAUUACUGAUCACAAUCCUCAUCCGAAGUUAUAAUGAUUAUGUAUAUAUAAACUUUUAACAUCUCACCU